AUGUCGCCCCCCGACCAGAGAAGCGAAGAUCAGUGGAGAGCUGUUUUGAACCCAGAACAAUUCCGCAUUCUCCGCGAAAAGGGUACUGAGCGCCCUGGAACUGGUGAAUACGAUUCCCACUACCCGUCGAAGGGCGUCUACAAUUGCGCUGGUUGCGAUGCGCCGCUUUAUACUGCCGACCACAAGUUCAAAUCUGGCUGUGGCUGGCCAGCAUACUUUGAUUCCAUCCCUGGUGCUGUGACUAGACAUGUUGAUAGCACGUUUGGCAUGAAGCGGACAGAGAUUGUAUGCACCAACUGCGGGGGUCACCUCGGCCAUGUAUUCGAGGGUGAGGGGUAUCAGACUCCCACGGAUGAGCGUCAUUGUGUGAAUAGUGUCAGUCUGCGUUUUACAGAAGAUACCAGCGCUGUUAAGGAUCCUCAGUCCAAAGCUUGA
This is a messenger RNA of Penicillium concentricum, 435 nucleotides long. RefSeq names its product peptide-methionine (R)-S-oxide reductase. The transcript has 2 exons. Gene Ontology annotation, biological process: protein repair; response to oxidative stress. Gene Ontology annotation, molecular function: peptide-methionine (R)-S-oxide reductase activity. The record is from RefSeq and is a predicted model, not a curated record. Lineage: Eukaryota; Fungi; Ascomycota; Eurotiomycetes; Eurotiales; Aspergillaceae. Bases 1 to 435 code for a protein of 144 amino acids.